This is a messenger RNA of Periconia digitata, 651 nucleotides long. The record is from the annotation of a GenBank genome assembly. NCBI's taxonomy places the organism in Eukaryota, Fungi, Ascomycota, Dothideomycetes, Pleosporales, Periconiaceae.
GUCUCCAACACGGCCAUGAAGCUCUCUCUACCUGACAGAACUAAAGAAUAUCUUCCUCUUAGCCAGAAGACCGAGGAUAGUGGGUCUAGGCCCGGCCUAUUAACGUUACGAAAUGUGGUUUUAUCGCUCGUCUACAUAGCGCUCCUCGUCGUUGCAUUCUUCGUUGGCCAGAAAACUGCACUGCCGCUCCAGCGCCCGCCCAUAGCCCCAGAUCUUCCGAUACCAGUUGGUACUGCCACCCGCAUGUUCAACUUCAAUCGCACAUUCUCCCAGGCGCCAUCGAACGCCACCGACGAAGCUUGGAAAUCAAUAUUCCCGAGGGACGGAGUCUUUUUCAAACUACCACCAACAAUACCUGAUCGUUCGACUAUAUCUGUGUUCCACCAAUUACAUUGCUUGGAUUCUAUUCGCCACUCAUAUUGGCGCUACCACGCCGCUGCCGUUGAAGGAAAGAAGCUUGAUGAGAAUGACACACCCUUUCUGGAAGCUGGAGAUCAUGUGCGCCAUUGCAUAGAUCUGAUAAGACAGGGUCUUAUGUGUACUAUGGAUCUCACCGUGGAAAAGGACAAGAAGGCAGGAGUUAGAGGGUUCGGCACUGAACAUCAAUGUAGAAAUUGGGACGACCUAAUUCAAGCGAUAGAUAAUAGUUAA